Molecule: messenger RNA, 3914 nt
Organism: Acanthoscelides obtectus
Lineage: Eukaryota; Metazoa; Arthropoda; Insecta; Coleoptera; Chrysomelidae
Source: the annotation of a GenBank genome assembly
ACCGCGACUGUCUCGCGGCAGUUCCAUUGCAAAGCAGUCAGUACCGCGCCGCGACAAUGCUGACAAUACUCGCGGCCUCAGCCGUACUGCUUACCAGCGCCGCCCUUAUCGGGGGCGAGACCACCCCUCAGAUGGAGUACGACGAAGGUACAUCCGUCGAGGCGAAGUACUCGCUUCCGGCGGUGAACGUCAGCGGUACUGCCGGCAACGGUACCACUUUGGUCAGGGCUAGCCUGGCGAGGGUGCUGGAUUUUUAUAAUACGGAACAGUUGGCCGCGAAUUGGGCGCAAGUAGGGGUCAAGUUGUCCAAGGGGUGCGAAAAGGAUAUGGAGGCGUAUAUUCGGGGGCUGGGCAAGGCGGAGAAUUGGGCGCUUAAAAUGGAUGAUGCAAGCGGGAGGUACUCCACCGGCUGGUUUUGGGGAAACAUCUACUGGACUGGUUCUCAGAGCCUGUGUGAACAUAUUACGCCCAAGAAACAUAUAGUCAUUCAUUCACAGAACCGCUCUCGACCGACGAGAGCCGCAGGCGCGUCGCUGAAACCAGUCAGUCCAAGUGCCCCGAUAGGCUACAAAAAUGAGCCGAUCGUCUACACGAACGGACCCGCUUUUCCUGUGUCAUUCUUCAUGCUGAGGUUGCAUCUGAACUCCAGUUUUACUACUGAGGAGAAAAUUCUACAUCUAGGUCUUUGCCUACCUCACGUUUGUGCCGAAGACGAUGUGAAAAAAAUAGUAGAAGAAACAUCGAAACCCUCGAAAAAAAUCACUGUUAAGGUAGAGGCAGUAAGGUCCGCCCACAAUAAGUAUAAUAUUUGGGGCGACAAGACAUUUUUGGUGCUGUGUGUGACCACAGUGCUUGUGGUGUUCCUUUUGAUUGCCGGUACGUGUUUCGAUUACUACCUAGAGUAUAUAAAAAAGUCAAAAAUGAAAGCUAAAAAUUGCGUGUUUUCUUCGAAGAUCGACAUGACAAUGCCUGAUAGCAAGACGAAAAACGGUAAAUGUGGCUUGUACGUAGUGAACAACAACAACAACAAUGACAUCGACACAAAUUGUAACAAUAAAGAUGAGCACACGCAUCGCAAUACAUUAGAGCUUAAUACUGGUAAUAGUUGUAAUGCUUCUAGAUAUCGUGAACCACUCAUAAGACUGAUUCUAAGAGAAAUGCUCUUGUCUUUUUCUAUUAGAGAAAAUAUGAGACAUAUCUGUGAUCAAACUGUAGGCAGUGACACUUUACCAGUCAUUCAUGGACUUAAAGCUAUCAGUAUGGCUUGGGUUAUACUUGGCCACACUUGCAUCAUUGCUUUCAAAUAUUCAGAUAAUAUGGAAUAUCGAAAAGUGGUCCAAAAGGAAUUCAUGUUCCAAACGAUCUCAAAUGGAACGUACAGCGUUGAUACUUUUUUCUUCACCAGUGGACUUUUGGUGUCAUUUUUGUACUUCAGAACGAACGCCAAAGGAAAAUUAGACCCUCUGAACAAAGGCAACAGUUUCGUCGCUGGAUUUUUACAUUUCAUCGGGUUGAUCAGCUAUAGAUUUGCAAGGUUGACAGUUCCUUAUUUGUUCACCCUGGGCAUAGUAGAAGUUUCCAUGAAAUGGUUCAAUUAUAAUUCAGUAUUUGAGCCACCAACUAUGGACCAUGUGAAUUGUCCAAACUACUGGUGGAGAAACGUGCUCUAUAUUAACACAUUGUUUCCUGUUGACGAGAUGUGUAUGUUGUGGAGUUGGUAUCUCUCAGACGACACACAAUUCUAUGUGAUUGGAGCAAUCAUGCUAAUCUUAGCUACAAGUCACUUUAAAAGCGCCGCAGCUUUGUUGGUAACCUUUAUGUUGAGUUCCUGGAUAACGACAGGCUAUGUCGCGUUCAGCAACAGUCAUCUACCAGGAUCUGAUGAUCCGUUAGCCCUUUUUGAUAAAAUCUACGACAAACCCUGGACCAGGCUGGGACCCUAUCUCAUCGGAAUGUGUACCGGAUGGAUUUUGUUUAAGAAGAACUGCAGGAUUAAUUUCACAAAGCUGGCUUUGGCAGCUGGUUGGACAGCAUCUUUCUCAGUUCUCCUGGCUCUAGUCUACGGUCUCUACAACACACGAUUGUCUGCAUGGUCUGGAGCUGCCUACAGCGCGAUGAGCCAUUCUGCAUGGGCCAUGGGCCUGUCUUGGAUCGUCAUAGCUUGUGUUACAGGCUAUGGAGGUGUCGUGAACAAAAUUCUCUCAGCUACGAUUCUCUACCCGUUCAGCAGAGUGACUUACUGUGCAUACCUUCUCCAUCCGAUUGCGAUCAGAGUGAUGGUCAUGAGUAUGGACAGUCCUCUCCAUCUGGGCAGCAUCGUCACAGUGAUCAUCUACCUGGGACAAAUUGUUGCCUCGUAUUUCCUCUCUUUCUUCGUUUCUUUGGCGUUCGAAGCGCCGGUAGUGUCGAUGUUGAGGAUCAUCACCAAGGUAUUCGCUUUGAAGAAGAACCAAAAUGCGACUACUGUGACCACGUGAUAGAUGAUUUUUGUUAUCUAAGCUUGCAGAAAACUGGGGCACUCCUUUUCAGAGCAAUUGCGUUUGAAAUGAUGUGCGGUGGAACAGCAGCAAAAACGUAAAACAACAAAUGUUAGGCAAAAGGGACUCGUUAUAGGUGAAGUCGCAUGGGCCCAUAACCUCCAAAACGCGAUUUAGCACCACUAGCAUCCUGAAUACCAAAAAUGUAACCAAACAGCAAGGCUACACGUUUUACUGUCAACAUGGGCCCAUAACCUCCAAAACGUGUCUUAGCACCACUGGCGUCCAAAAUCAAACAAAAAGAAAACGUUAGCAAAGAGCAAGAUCACGUUUACUUGAUGAAAACGUUAUAGUUAUAGCUUUUGGUGAAGAACCACACGGUUUACUUAGGUAUCGAACAUUAAAAUUUUACUUACCUUAUCCGGCUCAAAUCGGCGUCAAUUCUGGAAGUCAUGAAUAAUAACUCGGGCCUACUAAAUAAAAAAAGCUACGCUGAGUUUAUAAGUCAAAAAUAAAUACCGAUGUCUGUCAUAUUUGUGAGAGGAAAAAAUAUCCUUUACUAAAAGUCAGUACUCGGCAGAUUUCACUCGAUUUUUUUCUUGCAAAUGUUAGGCAAAAGGGACUCGUUAUAGAAGUCGCAUGGGCCCAUAACCUCCAAAACGCGAUUUGUCACCACUAGCAUCCUGAAUACCAAAAAUGUAACCAAACAGCAAGGCUACACGUUUUAUUGUCAACAUGGGCCCAUAACCUCCAAAACGUGUCUUAGCACCACUAGCGUCCAAAAUCAAACAAAAAAAAACGUUAGCAAAGAGCAAGAUCACGUUUACUUUAUGAAAACGUUAUAGUUAUAGCUUUUGGUGAAGAACCACACGGUUUACCUAGGUAUCGAACAUUACAUUUUUUCAACCUUUUCCGGCUUAAGCAUCAAUUCUAGAAGUCAUGAAAAACAACUCAGGAAUAAAAAAACCAAUGCCGAGUUCCGAUGUCUGUCAUAUUUGUUCAGAGGUAAAAAUACAGGCAAAAUAUAGUGAGACUUUUUAUUCUUUUUGUGCGUUUUCUCUAAGAUUUGUCCACCAAAAAUCAUAGUCGGAACCUUUUUUUAUUCUAUGGAUUUUCUCAAUGCUAUCACUGAAUUCACCAUUUCAACUCACAAAGUUUGAUGAAAAAAGCUGUGAUUAUUGUUUUUUACGUAAGUUUUAGUAGUAGUAGUUUAUCUAAGUUUAGUUUAUCAAUGAAAAUAAGUGUUAAAAUUGGUUUUGUUUUUUCAAGACUCAAUGAAAAUGUUGAGAUACAAAUAGGCAUUAGAUUAGGUAGUUGCAAUUUUUGUAUAUAGUUAGUCGAUAGUUUUUUUUACUUCUUUAAGCCAAAGGCAUUAUCAGCGUUGUGUAUAUUUUUCAGCAUCUAUUUAUUUAUAAAUAAAAGCACUUUACGUACAAA